This is a messenger RNA of Vitrella brassicaformis, 2057 nucleotides long. The record is from the annotation of a GenBank genome assembly. Lineage: Eukaryota; Vitrellaceae.
CCCCCCGCUCUCAGCUGAUAUGUACACAGACAGACAGAGAGAGAGUGAGACGGACAGGAAGAGAGAGAAGGAGCGAAGGAUUUAGCUCUACUAGGUAGGUAGGUAACUAAGACUACACCGACAGUGGGUCGAAGUGGGCGGCCUCCUCCUUGGUGGCGGUGCGGGUGGAGGGGUCGCCCUCAUUCCCAGUCGUCUUGCCCGGGAUGUCGGCCGCCGGGCGCUGGGGGGCGGCCUCGGGCACCGCCUUGAUCUCUGUCAGCGGACCCUCAUCGGCUAUCACGGGCAACUCUGACACACACACACACACACACAGAGGCCGUGUGCUUGUGGUGCUGCGUCUCUCUGUGUGUGUUGGGGGCGGGCCGCUGUGCAUGUGUGUGUGUGUGUGUCAGGGGUUAUUCUGUCAGUAAGGUUACCUUGAGCGAGGUGCUGUGCGGCCCUGUCCUGUGUGUCCUUAGUGGCGGUGAAGGCGCCCACACUGCCCAGCGAGUAGGCCAGCGUGUUGGCCACGAAGAUGAUGAAUGCCAACAUAUACUGACAAAUGGACAAACAGCCAGACAUACACACACAGACACACACACACACACACAGGGAUGACACACAAGAGGUACCUGGAAGCAGUCGCCCCCGUCGCGGAUGUGGAAGAAUGACUGGGCCGUCAGGCCGCUGCGGUCCUUGUAAUGGUAACCAAACCCCAUAGUCUGCAGAAACAAACAAACAAACAAACAAACCAACCAACCACACACACAGAGAGAGAAGCGUCUUAACAUUUCCACAUAAGCAAGCUUGCCUUCAUCGGCUGUGCUGACGCUGACCUGUCCGGCAGUGAAUACGGCCAUCAUGCCCGUGAGCACUGGGCCCACAGGGUGGUUGCGGAAUGGACCGAAGGCACUGGCCAGCGCCACAGCGCUGCUCACCAUGAGGUUGAACGAGUGGUGGAACACAAACGGCUUGGGAUCCUCGAAAUUGAGAAUACCUGUACAAUGUGCCACAUCCCCCCCUCUCCCUCUCUCUCCCUCGUGUGUGUGUGUGUGUGUGUGUGUGUCUGUGUGUGUGACGCACCGAGUGCCAUCAGGAAGCAGCCGGAUGCGAGCGCCCACACGGAGAAGGUCCAUGCGGCGCCGUUAUGGGCGUCGAUCCACUUGAGCGGGCCGACGAUGCGGUCCGAGUACACGGCGAACAGCAGCCAUACCGACGACACCACCACAAACAGCCACGCCACGGCCGUCUGCACACACACAAAGAGAAAUGGAUAGGGACAGAGAGAGAGGGAGAGAGGGAUGGAUGGGUGUGUUACCUGCAGGAUGUCCCAGCCGUCGUCAUUCCAGAAGAACUGGACGUUCUGCGGGUUGUCGGACCGGGUGGCGUAGACGAGCCCGGCGCCGGCGCACUGGCCGGCGAGCACCCAGCUCCAGGUGAGCAGGGCGAUGCUCGACAGCUUGUGGUCCCGCCACGGGUGGAAAUACAGCGACGUCAGGAGCAUCGCCGUGAUGAACAGCAGAUUGCCCCUGCACACACCACACCACACCAUAGGCCGAACACACAGAUAUGGUGGCCAUGGCGCCAUGGAUGGAUGGAUGAAUGGAUGCAUGUGCUGCUGUCCUGCUGACCAGUGGUUUGCUUGAAUCCACUGGUCGUUGCCCGCUGGGAGAAGAGACCCCACCCCACACACACAUAACACCCAGAGAUGACCACAUGCAUCCCAUGAUCCGAAUCUCAUGCCACACGCAUACCCUCGAUGGGGUCGUUCUCCGUAGUGGGCACAAAGCUGCUAUCGACGUCCCAGUCGUUAAGGGUCAGCAUGCCCGCCACCAGCAGCAGCGCGAUGAACAGGCCCGUACCCGCCAUCCAGCAGAUGACCUGUGUACACGCAUCAGGCAGGCAACCACAUCUCACACCCCUAAGGAUGAUGCGGUGAUGAUCCACAAACGAAUCUCACAUGGUUGCGCUGAGACUUUGGGAUGGUCUUGCUCAUGAAGAUGGUCUCGUUCCCCAUGGUUGAUUGACCACUAACACGGCUGCACAGCGGGGGAGAUGAUGAUGCAGGCGGGAAAAAC